Messenger RNA from Neocloeon triangulifer, 1692 nucleotides. RefSeq lists its product as uncharacterized. The record is from RefSeq and is a predicted model, not a curated record. The transcript has 4 exons. Lineage: Eukaryota; Metazoa; Arthropoda; Insecta; Ephemeroptera; Baetidae. The coding region runs from base 44 to 1627 and encodes 527 amino acids.
UCACUCCCACAUUAUAAUUUUUAAUACUUAAAUAUUUUUGAAAAUGGUUACUUCUUAUCGUAAAAUGAUCAAAUCCGUUCAGAUACUGACUGUAAUUUGCGUCACAUUAUAUUUCUUCAGUCUUAGCUUGUAUUAUAAAAGUGGUUUAGAAAACUGUGAAAAAAAUUUGAAUGCAGCCAGUAUAAAUAAUUCUACUCAAGUAAAUCUGGACGAUAGAAACUUCAGUGAGAAAUUAUCUUUGGAAUUAGCGCAGACUGUGAAUCCUAAUGUGCCCUUUGUAGCAUGGGGACAAAUGAAAGGGAAACUUAAGUCCUACAACAGAAGCUGCGCCCCAUACGUUUCUCCCCUAAAUGUAAAAUUUGCCAACCUUUACUGGCAGGUUCAGCAAAUGCCCACAUUUAACUCGACCUUCUACCUUUUUGGUGCCUACCUGGAUGAACGCAAGUUGGCCCUGAAGGACACGAGGCCUGUUGUACGAAUUUUAACCCUGAGCACCACCUUUCUGAACUCAUCAAGGUCAGCGUUCUGCCAGUUUUGGUACAGUAGUGGAAACGAACCAGCCAUGUCAAAGGUCACGUCGUUCAAUUACGCGUGGAAGGUCGAAUGGGGUGGCAUGGCCACUGCCCCAGUGUACCCUUACCUGGUCACCUGUCCGAUUCCACCUGAAUAUGGGGAUAAGGUGCCGGAUUCUGUUUCCCUGGUCCAACGAAAGUGCGACAAAGCCACAAAUAACAUCAGGGUGGUCUUCAACCCUUUGCCAAAGGACGAGAAGAAAAAGGAUUUUGCUGUUUGCGUAAAAGGACUGUACCUGAGCAACAACCCUGCAGCCGCCCUUAGGCUGGCCGAGUGGACAGAAUUGGUCAAAAUUCUCGGUGCCCAAAAAAUAAUAUUUUUUCAGUACAACGCCCACAGUAACGUCGCCAGGGUGCUGGAUCACUACCAGAGAGUAGACAAUGUCGAGGUGAUUCCCAUAACAAUGCCAGGUUACUUCACCAACAACCCCUACGUGAUGAAUGCAUUUAUGAAAAACCAAGUAAUUCUUCGACGGGUGAUGGAGGCAAUUGUGUACAACGACUGCUUUUACCAGAAUAUGUACCUUUACAAUUAUGUCAUCAUAUUCGACAUCGACGAAAUAAUUUUGCCCCUAAGCGUUGACUCGUGGGCUGACCUGAUAUACCAGAAGGGUAUUCCCCAGGCAAGAGCUGAAGGCAAACGCGAGGUGGCUGCUUUCCUGGCACGCAACGUCUUUUUCAUGGACGACAAACCUGAACCUGCGACAGACAUCCCUGCCCAUAUGCAUAUGCUGAGCCACGUGCGGCGAAAUUCGCAGCACGACGGCCACAACAUGACCGGAAACAUUUCUUUCAAGACGUUCCAAAGCACCGAAAGGGUGCUGUCGGCGCACACGCACUACCCCAUCGAGUGUCUCGGUGGGGUCGCGUGCGAAAUUUUCACCUUCAACCUGGAAGACGCUCAUUUGCAGCAAUACUGCAUCGGUAAAAAAUUAAAAAGAGCGUGCAAUACGACUGAUACCUUUUUGACAAUGGACACUUCCAUCUGGAGAUUUAAGGAUCGAUUAAUUAGUGCAACCGAGGACGUGCUCAGGGAAACGAGAAUUCUCAAUUAGAAGAGGAAUUAAAUGAGCUUUUACCACUCUAAAUGGGAUAAAAUUUAAAUUGAUUUUUUCAAAUU